GUUCGUCCUUGGCCUUGACCUUCUGGCUUAUUCAAAUUUGGUUUUUUUUCUUGUGUUGGUGGUUCACCUUUCCAGUUGUUUGGGAGAUUUUCCAUACUUUUGGGGGCCACCUCUUUUAAAAGCAUUUCCUGUGUCAUAUUGGAUGAAAAGUCGGUUUAAAUCUCCCUUAUCUGCUGACAACCCAAUCUACCGACUUUGGAGAAACUGCAGUCGAAAAUUUUGGGGAAAUGCUCGAAAAACCCCAAGAUUUUCCAUGGUCUGGGGCAUUGUGCAAAAUGAGGCGAAAUUCCUGAAAAAUCCCUAAAACGCUUGGGGGACUUAUGGGUUUUCCCAAUAUAUUUAUUGGUUAACCAAUUCCAAUCAAUUGUUUGGGAUUCAAAGCAAGAUUGGACCUCCAUAAUAUUACAAACUGCAAGUACUAUUAUAGGUCGAUUGACCUCCUAUCCUUAGUACCAAAGACUGAAAAUUCCCCUAGACUUUGUGGAGAAGUGCGAAUUUCCGUAUGACGCUGUCGUAACUUCUAAAAUUUCCUCCAAAUUCAGAAAUCGGGAAAUCUUACUUCAAGUUAUUGAUUAAAAAAUCGUUUAAUUUUCUCCAAGCGGUGUUUUGUAAUACUGUUUUCUCAGUGUCAGUAGAAUAUUUCCACAUUAUUGAGAUUUUCAACCUAGUUAAUUCUCUAAAGCUGUGUGUGCACACAUAUGCUGCAAAUUGGGUAUAUGUUUAGAUAAAUAUUCUAAGAGAUGCAGUCUUUUUCACUGUCACUAACGUCAGUAUGAAAGUUCAUUCACUGUACCGUAUUGUUCAUCGUAAAUUAUUUGUUCCUUAGUGGUUUUCAGUUAGUAAAAACAUCUCUACUAUAAAGCUUUCUCUAGUGUAUCUAUAUAAACUGCUAAGCAAUGAUAAAACUUCGAGGGUUCCCUUAGUUAUAUCUCCAUUAUUUGUCUUUUCACAACUUACUGCAGUUACUCAUACUCUUGUAUUUCAGUGUUAUGCAACUAAAAGUCAUCAUUUGACAAUGAGGUUUUGCUUUCUUAGACUAUCUCCUCAAUGGUGUCUAACCUAGCGCCCAUUACCUUGGCAAAAUCACUCUGUUUUCCCUGUAUAAAUCAGUCAUAUAGUACCAUUUAUUUAUUUAUUUAAACACAAGCAUUGGUACAAGGAGGUACCAAACGCAUAUGUACCACGCAAAUCAUUCGAUUUGUUUGAGGGAUGGAAUAUUGUCCGGGUGCUCAAACUAAAGCAGGUGGUUUACUUAUGAGCCUUUAACCUAGAGGUCUAAUCCACAGGGCAGUGGAUUGGCGCAAGUAGAUACAGUCCCAUGUUAUCCGUUGACCAACCGUAGUUCCAUACCCCAUUUGUUCCCUCAGGAUCCUGGAGCCCAUAUGCACUGUUGGUUUGGAAUCAGAGUUUUCCAACUUCCCUAGAUGAUUCCUUCAUAUCCACCAACUCGGUUAAAGCGUUGGCCAUUCGCUUUUUCAUCCUCUCAAUUUCGUAAACAAUUUCUCCACCGCUAAAAGGAAGUGAGUAGGACUUUCAUAAGAGUGGCCGGAUACGCGUGACCACGUGAGAGCAUUUCGGAAGUGAGGGCUGAUUUUUUCCACCCUCGGUCUUACCAGGGCAUUUGGGGCUAAAAGUUCAAGGUUACGUAGAUCGUUAAUCAAUCAGUAGUAUGUAACUCAUUUUUCAGUCGAAGAUUCAUAAAAGUCCCUACGAGCUAAAAGCUGUAGUUACGAGAUCUAGUUUGAAUACUUUAAAAUAGAUACCUACAAAUAGUUACUUUAUAGAUGGAGUUAUUAGAAAGUGUAUAGAACUCAAGAGAUAAUUAUGAUAUGUAGUGCAAAAAAGGAGUACCACAAUGUAAACAAGCCUAAUAUUUAUCAGCAUCCAUGACUGAGUUUUAUAGUUCUGCGAACCAUAAUUAACGUCAGAUAUGUACACUUUAAUACUACUGCUUAAUUUCAACAUAAAAUUAUCAUAUAUUUCAGGAACCUCUUCUUUAGUAUCUUAGCAUCAAGUUAGGCAUGCCGUAACUUGGCAAAUCUGAACUAUAAAAGCGGGUUUAAAUAACUCCCCAAACAUCGAUGACGAAAUCUUGAUUCAUUCAGUUGUUCUCAGAACAGCAAGUAUCAAUUAAUGACUCAUAAUGUUAGUACUAGGAUUCAGAGUUUGAGUUGCAGCUUUCCUCACAAACUAAUAUCAGCCUUGAUACACAUGGCACAAAGCGUUCUUAAUCAACUGUUGAAAUUUCGAGUUGUCAUCUAGCAUUGCUCAAGAUUGUUCGUAAAUUAUAAUGUGAACCUUAAGCUAUUUUCCGAGUCAAAAUAUUCGUAAUACAGCCAGUGGGCGAAAAUUUCUCUGGUAGACUGUUUUGCCACCCGAAAAUUACAUUCUAUCUUGCUACAUGCACUGUGAUUUGCAUUUUCAUGUGGCUCACCCUUACAGUUCAGCUUUAUCAGCAACCUUGUUACUAAAAGUUUUGAUACAACAGAAUCAGAUGGUUCCUUUGUUAAGCUGUUUUGAACGACUACGAUAGUCGAAAGGAACUGUAUUUGAUUAGAAAUCGGUAGAAUAAUGUAAAAAUUGUAGGUCGACUACAUCAAUGUUGUGAGAUUCUUGACUGAGCACCUAUGAACAGUGAUGUACGUUAGAACUAACAAUGUCAGCAAGGACUGUGCAAACUUAAUUUGAAAUACUUAAAACUUCAGGUGGAGUUGUAACUAAAAUGAUUAUAUACUAAAUUAUGAUGAAGUUAAAAAUCCCUAAGAAUAACAAAGAGAAAAUUCGUUGUUAUCGUGCUUCCCUGCUGGUGAUUAAUUUAAACUCACAUCUACAAAGUUUAAGUAGACACGCAACAUAGUUCAAUUUCCUUUACGGUUUUAGUUAAAUGUUCUGAAACCUAGAACUUCUGUAAAUCCCUCUAAAUUUUUACAUUACAUUACUAGUAGUGGUCGAGCGUUUGACUGCUUUUUGUUGUGGAAAAUUUUGGAUUUUAUUAUUCCUGUAGGUACCUGUUGAUCUAGUUUUCAUUUUUCCAAAGCAAAUAAAUGUUUCUCAUAGUGAUUAUUUUCUUCUCCAGACUUCUGUUCCAUAGUAGAAAAAACAUUUUCAACAUAUGCAUUUAACCAAUCGCUAAUCUUAUGACUCUCAUCGAAAUGGGUCUCAUUAAUAGUGUUAAUAAAUCAGAUGACCUCCAAUGUUUGUUCGACGAAUACAAGACGAGAAUUAAAGCAAAAUCUCAUCUACCUUCUAAUCCACUUAAGCCUUUGAUCCAGUUUCUACAAUCAGUCGGUGAAUCCAUAUUCGACAAACGAAAACCUAUAUGCUUUAGUGCUAGUCUUUUAGAUCAUGAUUUCAAAGAGAUUCGUCAAGGCCUGAUAACAGUAAGAGUUUACGAUAUUAAGUUUCAAUAUGUCCAUAAUAACCAAACUGUUGUUCUACUUUGGCCACUCCACGGUUUACGAUGGUAUGGAAGGAAUAAAUCCUUAUUUUUAUUUCAGUCUGGCAGUCGAUGCAAAUUAGGUCCAGCACUUUUCAUAUUUAAAUGUAAACAUCCUAAAAGACUGGUUUCCUGCGUUGAAAAACGAAUAAAUUCUCUCUUGCAUCUUUAUCGAAAUAUGACGUCUGUCAUAAAAUAUCUGCAUCCAAUACGAGAAUCGUGUAUAGAUCGCAAAACAAGAUCAGAACUCAAAAUAAGAUCAAUUGGUUUUUCCAAGUCAUUAGACAAAGAAAAUGCAGGCAAUCAACUAUGGAAUCACUGUUUCUGACUCACUCGUCUUUUUAUUAGUGCAGAAAGAUCUUUGAGAUUGUUCAGUCUGUAGUUUUUGUCACAUUCGGAACUGACAUACAUUUGCUCAGAAACACCCUAUGGCCUAGUACCCCUGUUCACUACCUUUGGACUGCUAAGUUAAUACCUCAUGUUUCAUCUGAAUUUCAUUUAAUAUCGUGAUAUUGAUAUGAACAAACCGAGAUUAUAUGAUUAUUAAUUAUUUUGCUAUUAUUUCUUUAUCAAAUAGAGUACAUGAUCCAGAUAUAUACUUUUAUUAGUUCGGGACUACUUGUUAUAAACAUCCUGCAUAAAUGAGUUUCAAUCGUUUAAAUAUAUAUGAUGUAGGAGCGAUUUAAAGUGUAAAUUUACAUGACUUAUUAAAAUACGGAUAAGUAACUUAGUAGCCACUGUUCAAAGAGGGGUACUGAAAUUAAAUGGGAUUGAUGAAUAAACCAUAUAAAACAAACGAUCUUAUAUUUCUUAUGAUGUCCUGACUCAUCAUACACCAAAUUACAAUUAAAACGUUUACCAGGUACACAAGAGUUCAUGUUGAACCUUUUAUCUAUAUUCUUCGGGUUUUCCUCUACUGUCGCUGCUACCUUGACGUUGUCCGGCUUGCCUAUCGUGAUGAAUUGCUCAGGUUAUACUGGCUGGAACAUUCGUUCCUCAAGGUCCCACUAUGCCAAACAGGUCUGCUAAAGAGCGGUAAGACUAAAAGCAACAAUCCCAACACAGAUCACUAUAUUCAUAAUCGAUCUUCCUCUUCAGUUCCUAUUAUUUCUCAUACUUCGACUUUCAACUCCAUCCACAAAUGUCACCAUGGCCAACGAUUCUAGUGCACGAAACAAUGUCCCAGGUCUACUAAAACCGCGCUCCAAACUACACGAUGGAGCCUUCAACGUACGCACCCUAUGUCAAAUCGGUCAGCAGAUCUCCUUGACUAAAACCCUGGAAUCUCGUACCAUUAAUGUAUGCACUAUUAGAAUGGAUCCGCGUUAACAGAUGCCUACGUGCUAAACGGCUAAACUGCUCCUUGGGGACUCGGAAAGAUAGGGAGACACGUCGUUGCAUUUUCGUCGUUUCUGCCUACGCUUCCACUGACUGCAGCCCGGGUGAAGUGAAAGAUCACCUUUACAGGAAACUUUCCAGAGUUCUUCAAAAACCUGAACACUUAGACAUAGUACUCGUAGCAGGUGACUUUAAUACCCAGAUAGGUAGCUUAAACCAAACAGAAAGACAUUUAGGUGGGUAUUUUAAUAUUCCGGCUCAGUGAACAAGUAAUGACAAUCGUCUGCUGCAACUGUGCUCAGACAAUCGUUUAUUUUUAGCAAACUUAUUUUAGGCAUAAGGAGAGACAUCUUCUAACAUGACGACCCCCUACACCAAACCAACGAUGGACUCAAAUAGACCAUAUUGCCAUCAGUCAUCGUUGGAAAAGGUCGAUGGAAGAUUGUCGCUCAUUCUGGAGUACCUGUUUGGACUCCAACCAUGCUCAAAUACGAGCAUGCAUCUGCUUGCGCCUCACUGGACGCGAAAAAGGCACAUUAAAAAACCCAUUAGAACUGAACUACGUAGCGAGAAAACCAAAAGUAGAUUCCAGGAACAACUGAGGUCACAAUUAGGUAGUUCUGAAAACGAGGCUAACCCGGAUGUUGCUUGGGAAGAUAUGCAAUCAGCUGUGGAAACAGCAGUGACAUCUAUUAGUGACUUAAACCACAGGGUUACAAAGAACCAAUGGAUUUCCUCAAGGUCUAUUGCACUGAUGGAUUCUCGUAAACUCAUCCCAUCAGGCUCUGAACACGAUGAAGAGCGAAAAUAAGUCAGAUCCAGGUUAACCAAAAGUCUAAGGAACGACCGUAAGCAGCGGUGGACAACGAAGACAAAAGGGAUAAAAAAAGGCACAGACUAUAGCUAACACCAGACAGCUUUUCAGACUAAUAAAAUGAACUGGAAAUAAGAAGUCAAGUGUGAAACGAUCUUGGAAGAAGACGACACCAUUUUCUGUUCUCAGCCCAGAUGUUUAGAAUGAUAGGCGGAACACUAAGGAGUAGUUCAGCUGGCCUUCAGCCAUUCUACAACUAACCACCAUUCCCAAACAGCCUGAAUGAUACAUUAAAGUAGGUCCGUCAACUCUAAUUGAAGUUUAUAAAGCUAUAGCUAAUCUUAAACGAGGAAGAGCAGCUGGUCCAGAUGGAUUGUCUUCAGAGGUCUCUAAGUAUGUUGGUCCAGUUUUAGCGAUUAGGUUGACUAAUAUUUAGUGAGUGAGGUUAGACGGUAAAUCAGCUAAUGAGGUUGGGAAUCUACAUCGACUUAGAUUGUUGGGCCACGUAUUAUUCAUGCCCAAUCACCGGUUACGACGGUGCGCAAUGCUAACUAGUAUUGGAGACCGAUGCAAAAAAGUUAGGGGCGGCCAAACCAAAACAUGACAUCAGUUCAUAACGUCACUAACAUCUGAUCUGAGCCAUAUUGGUUGAUGCAGACUACUUCGUUCGGAUCCGCGCGACUAUCGUAACCAAUGGUUGGAGACUGUGGGUGACGACUUAGAAUCGAUCAUAGUCGUGUAGAUGUAUACAUUCUUUGUCUUCCCUUAAAGCAUGAGAUUAAAAUUGCUUUAUACCUUUUUUUAUACGAAAUAAUUUCCUGUAUCAUAUCCUCAUAUGAAAUGUUUUUUUACUACUAUUGAAGUAACUGCUUCUAUGAAUUUGGUAUUCAUCUUGUUGUGCUGAUGAGGUAUGCGAAAUUGGACCGAUGUAUAUAUGUACCUGGUUCUACGUUGCAGCCGACUGACUGACUGCGAAUUUUCGUCAUGUAAACAGUUAGCAUUGGUAUUCAAGUUGAAUGAUCUAAUGGUAAAAAUUGAAUAUGUUGUUAUAGUUUGACGAUAUUAUUUUGCUAUGCGUUUUGAGUGCUGAAAAAGUGUUGAUCAAUAUGUUUUUCUGUUUCGUUUUAGAAAAAUCUCAUUCGAUUGAAUCUCUCCGGUCUCCAUCAUCUGUAGUGUUUAUUUGCGGUCCAGAUGACUAUCUUCUACCACGCAAUAUACCUGAAAACAAUACGCUUACUUUUGAUUCUGUCACGGAAACGCCUGAUUCUCGUGUAGAAUUAUCAACAUUUAGCCAGAUACAUUUAGAUCUACCAAAUGGAAACUACCUCGAGGCUGCUUUUGCUCCUAACUUACCAUUGAUGAGUAAUACUCAAGAUAACAAUAGCUCAGAACAUGGAAAAUAUGUUGUAAUUGCUUUAUCUCCACAUUUCAACAGCCCCUCCACGAAUUUUAUGAUAAACUCUCAUUCCCCAUUUAGAAAAUGUUCAAAUAAUAUUUAUUUUCCGGAACCGAUGUGAUACCUUUUCAAAACUUAUAUAAUACAUCGCUUUGUUUAAUUA
Messenger RNA from Schistosoma haematobium, 7147 nucleotides. RefSeq lists its product as uncharacterized. Lineage: Eukaryota; Metazoa; Platyhelminthes; Trematoda; Strigeidida; Schistosomatidae. The coding region runs from base 3138 to 3764 and encodes 208 amino acids. Gene Ontology annotation, cellular component: cytoplasm. The transcript is spliced from 4 exons. The record is from RefSeq and is a predicted model, not a curated record. Gene Ontology annotation, biological process: cell surface receptor protein tyrosine kinase signaling pathway.